UUACAUAUGUCAUCCAUCACAUGAAUUCUUAUAUUAAGAAUAGUGAAAGAUUAAAAAGAUCUAGAUUCUUAGAUUAGAUUUAGAUUUUUAUAAUAUGGUUCGAUAAAACAUUUGCUAUUUCGUUUCCUACUUUUAUUUGAUUAUUGUAUGAAUCAUAUUACUGAAUAAUAUCAAUUUUCCUCGUUAUUCUCAAUGUGGGAAUUUGUGCUGCAAGCCUGGAUGCAUGACAGAAUGCAGUUUUGUGAAUUGUAGUUUUGCAGUGUCAUUUACCAUAUGCCGUGAAUGCACUCUAAUUUGUGUUACACGUGAUUGAGAACAUGGCAGCUAAAAUGCAGCAUUUUGAUCCACCAAGUUCGGCCAGCUCAGAAAGUGAUGAUGAAGUUUGUUUGGGUGAAAAAGAAAUUUUCCUUGUUGAUGAAUUAUGCGAAGAUGCUGAACAUUAUAGACGUUCUGAUAUUGGGACUCCUACACCGCAGUCUCCGAGGCCACCUUCUACAGGUUCACAGAGAUCACCCAGAUCGAGGAGACAACGUACUACUAGUUUAUCUCAGUCUAGCAAAAAAACUUCUGCAGAGUCUAUUCUUAGAAGUAAAACAAGAACAAUAUACACAGCUGGUAGGCCACCAUGGUAUAAUUCAGCUGGCCAACAAGUAGAACCUUUUGUAAUUGGUAUUUGUGGAGGUAGUGCAUCUGGAAAAACUACAGUUGCAACAAAAAUUAUAGAAUCUCUAGAUGUACCUUGGGUAACACUUCUUAGUAUGGACUCAUUUUAUAAAGUAUUGAAUGAAAAACAGCAUGAAAUGGCUGCACGCAACGAGUAUAAUUUUGAUCAUCCUGAUGCUUUUGAUUUUGAGUUACUUAAAACAACGUUACAGCGUUUGAAAGAGGGUAGAAUGGUGGAAGUUCCUAUCUAUAAUUUUGUAACGCAUUGUAGAGAAAGUAGAACUAAAACAAUGUAUGGUGCCAAUGUGAUUAUAUUUGAGGGAAUAUUCACAUUCUACAAUGUCGACGUGUUGAAGAUGUGCGACAUGAAGGUGUUUGUUGAUACUGAUGCUGAUGUGAGGCUUGCUCGGAGAUUACGUAGAGAUAUAUCACAAAGAGGAAGAGACUUGGAAGGUGUAUUAAAGCAGUAUAGUACUAUGGUACAACCUGCUUUUUAUUAUUAUAUAGCUCCAUUAAUGGUACACGCGGAUAUUAUUGUACCUCGUGGCGGAGAUAACGAAGUCGCGAUAGAACUCAUUGUACAACAUGUACAUACACAGCUUCAAUUGAGAGGUUUCAAACUCAGAGAAAAAUUAGCUCAUUCUUAUAUCGGUCAGCCAUUGCCAUCUUCUCUCUACCUGCUUCCAGAUACACCUCAGAUAAAGGGCUUACACACAUUUAUAAGAAACAAGGAAACAUACAGAGACGAAUUUAUAUUUUAUUCUAAGCGUCUGAUACGUUUAGUUAUUGAGUACGCAUUAUCUCUUUUACCUUUCGAGGAUGUAACAGUAGAAACACCACAAGGAGUAUUAUAUAACGGAAAACGUGCUGCUACGGAUAAAAUAUGCGGUGUUUCCAUUUUGCGUGCAGGUGAAACGAUGGAACAAGCUGUCAGAGAUGUAUGCAAAGAUAUUAGAAUAGGAAAAAUACUUAUACAAACGAAUCAACAGACUGGAGAGCCAGAACUUUAUUAUCUACGAUUGCCAAAAGAUAUUAAAGAUUAUAAAGUGAUAUUGAUGGAUGCAACAGUAGCAACAGGUGCUGCUGCUAUUAUGGCUAUUCGAGUCCUAUUGGAUCACGACGUUGCAGAAGAAAAUGUGUUGCUUGUAUCUCUACUUAUGGCAGAAUCUGGUGUGCAUUCGAUUGCUUAUGCAUUUCCGCGCGUAAAGAUCGUAACAUCUGCCUUAGAUCCUGUGAUAAAUGAGAAGUUUUACGUAUUGCCCGGUAUCGGUAAUUUUGGCGACCGAUAUUUUGGAACCGAGCCAUCUUCGAUCGAUGAUUAGUACAGUUGAUCUCAGUUUCGUCAAAGCUAUUUAAUCUGUUAUUAUACAAAAUACAGUAAUCUCAUAUUAUCUUUAAUAAAAUUUGUGUUAUAUUGAGAAAUUUAUGCAA
This is a messenger RNA of Apis laboriosa (Himalayan honeybee), 2094 nucleotides long. RefSeq names its product uridine-cytidine kinase-like 1. The coding region runs from base 318 to 1985 and encodes 555 amino acids. Gene Ontology annotation, cellular component: cytoplasm. Gene Ontology annotation, molecular function: ATP binding; kinase activity. NCBI's taxonomy places the organism in Eukaryota, Metazoa, Arthropoda, Insecta, Hymenoptera, Apidae. The transcript is spliced from 10 exons. The record is from RefSeq and is a predicted model, not a curated record.